UAGACCGCGCAGUGUGGUUCCUCGUGUGGACUCCCGCCUCUUCCGCGGCCCGGCGGGCCCGGGUGCCGCGCCGACAUGCGCCCCCUGCUCGGUCUCCUCUUGAUCUUCGCUGGCUGCACCUUCGCCCUGUACUUGCUGUCCACCCAGCUGCCCCGCGGGCCGACACUGGUUUCCGAUGGAAAGACUGGAGACAGGUCCCUGUGGUUCCCCUCAGAUCUUGCUGAGCUUCGGGAGCUUUCUGAGGUCCUGCGAGAAUAUCGGAAGGAGCACCAGGGCUACGUGUUCCUGCUCUUCUGCAGUGCCUACCUCUACAAACAGGGCUUUGCCAUCCCAGGCUCCAGCUUCCUGAAUGUCUUAGCUGGCGCUUUGUUUGGGCCGUGGCUGGGCCUUCUGCUGUGCUGCGUGUUGACCUCCGUGGGUGCCACGUGCUGCUACCUGCUCUCCAGCAUUUUUGGCAAACAGCUGGUGGUCUUCUACUUUCCUGACAAAGUGACCCUGCUGCAGAAGAAGGUGGAGGAGAACAGGAACAGCUUGUUUUUUUUCCUACUCUUCUUGAGACUUUUCCCCAUGACACCAAACUGGUUCUUGAACCUCUCAGCCCCGAUUCUAAACAUCCCUCUGAUGCAGUUCUUCUUCUCUGUUCUUAUCGGUUUGAUCCCAUAUAAUUUCAUCUGUGUGCAGACAGGCUCCAUCCUCUCAACUCUGACCUCUCUGGAUGCGCUUUUCUCCUGGGAAACAAUCUUUAAGCUGCUGGCCAUUGCCCUGAUGGCCUUAGUUCCUGGAACCCUCAUAAAAAAGUUUAGCCAGAAAGACCUGCAUUUAAACGAAACAAGUACCACAAAUCAUCUAAAUGGUAGAAAGGACACGUGAUGUGAAUUUUUUGGUUGCUGUGUCUCUGCAUUCUUGUUGCUUUUUGUAUAGUGGGUGUGGUCCUGAAAGCCCCUCAUUUGUCUUUUAAUUACCCCUAGCAGGUGAUUUGGGUACUGUUUAUUGUAUACACUAUUUUGUCACAAAGGACAACCUGUGCUCUAGAUGGUAAACUAUAGCAGGUUCUGACACUGGCAGUGAGUUAGCAGGCUACUUUACAAAAUGGAUGGCCUCCUAGAGAAUCCUGGUUAUAGUUUAUUGAAUGACAAGAAACUCAGGAUAGCUGACUCUUUUCAUCUUUUGCCAAACAUGGUGGGCGGUGCCUGGGGAAAGGAGACUGAUGACCUUGUCCCGAGUGCCUCUUUCGCAGAGUGAUAGGCUGUUGUGACAAGUGUGCUAUUAAGUCCCUAGUGGAUGUGAUAGUAUACGUGGCACGCGAGCCCACAUCACUGACAUUGUUCUCUGUCUCUUGAGUCUCUUGAAAAGUAUUUCUCCUGUACUUCUUUUGCUGAUAACCUACCUCUUCCAUAAACCAAGGGAAACAAGCUGACACGCUGAUAGAACUUCAUAUUCAGUUCAAAUGCACUAUGAUUUUUGUGAUGCACUUUGUGUUCAAAGAUACUAAUGUUAGCAUAUCUGUCUCCUGACUGUUAAGCUGACUGCAAACAGACUAUUAAAUAUGAGUGGAGCAAAUGGUAUGUUCUGGGGACAUUUCUACCCUCAUGCAUAGGGCAGGGCCCUGACUCACUUGAACCAAAGGACCAUCAGUACAUUUUCUAAUCCGACCUUUCUCUGUGGGAACCUUUUCUCCAUCUCCCCGCUGGGAAAGUAGAUUCACUACUCUCAGUACCAGUAAAUGUACCCUCUGAACACUUUUCAUUUUGGCAUUUGUUGAGAAUAACUGAGCAAUAAUUCUAUUUAUCUUUUAGUUCAAAGAGGAAAACUUGUUUGGGAUCACUUUAUGAUGCUGUAUUUUAAUUAUCUGUGUCUUAUUAUUUCCUGCAGUGGCAAUAUUAAAUGGGUACAGAUCUGGGUAGUGUUUUUGAGGACAGAAGGAUCUUGGCUCCUACACUGACCAGGCUUGAGAUCCUGUACUCUGCAGCAUCUGCAGCAGGAACUCAUCAUUUCUUGCCAGUGCUGUAGCCCUGGGGCAUCACUUUAUGGGUUUUUUUAUUUGAGUUGGCCAAAGAGCUUGCCAAGACUUUAAUCCGCAUGACCUGUUCUAGAAAUUCUUGGGAAUGCUUGUGUUCACUAGGAAGAAUGAAUUCUCAAGCAGGGGAAUGAUCCAGGAAACACAAGAAUUUCAUUUGUAAAGAUGUGUUGCUUUAAGAGAAGCUUGACUACAUAAGUUGCGGGGAGGGGAGGAAGAGGGAAGCCAAUUGGGCUUUGCCACCCCUGCCUCUUUGGGUCCUGGAUCAGGGGGAGGGAGGGGAAAGGAGGAGCUUCCCACACUUGCAAAUGUGUGCCCUAUGUUAUCAGGAGGAAGCUUAGGUUUGUCUCACUCUUCCCCCAUGAUUUUGUAACUAUGUGCCUUAUCAGUUGUGAGUUUACAGGCAAAGCAGUUUCCCAAAUAAAUGGAUAUAAAUGU
Messenger RNA from Condylura cristata (star-nosed mole), 2455 nucleotides. It is a transcript of the gene TMEM41A, whose product is annotated as transmembrane protein 41A. NCBI's taxonomy places the organism in Eukaryota, Metazoa, Chordata, Mammalia, Eulipotyphla, Talpidae. The coding region runs from base 76 to 870 and encodes 264 amino acids. The transcript has 5 exons. The record is from RefSeq and is a predicted model, not a curated record.